Molecule: messenger RNA, 2013 nt
Organism: Fusarium sp. VM40
Lineage: Eukaryota; Fungi; Ascomycota; Sordariomycetes; Hypocreales; Nectriaceae
Source: the annotation of a GenBank genome assembly
AUGGCAUUACCACCAGGAAUCACUGAAGUUGGACCAGAAGGCUACUUCGUGGGUUCUUCCAGCCUGCCUGAUGAAGGCCACAUUCGCAACCCAAUGUGUGUGGAGGGAAGCCGAUGUUACAUAUGCCGUUUUCUUAUUGACAGAGAAAACGACAAGAUCGUGACGCUGACUCCAGAUAGCCGCGUGUCUUCCCCGUUCACAUUGUACCACGAAAAGUACUACGCGCCCCUCUACAUCGACAAGUCUCUCAACAUGUCAUUUCGCCACUGCCUGUAUCCAUACUGCGCUCAUAGAAGUGGUCUUGCGGUGGCAUUCCAUGCUGAGUGCACUCGUAUGGCUGCACACUUUGGAGUGGCUCUCACAGAAUAUCGAUCUCUGACCGAGUAUACGUAUCAGCCAGCCUCUUUGGACCACGGAAGACGACGGUCGGUAGUCCGUACGUUGGUAGAAAAUUCCCUACGUAGGAGAUAUGGAAAGCUAUCGCCUGAGCUUUGGCAUAUGAUAUCUGACGACGAUGAUUUGAUAAGGCUUUACACUAUAGCAGAGAUGUCUCUACUCUGCGACAAGGUUGAGCUCUCCGCGGACCCAUCAACUUCCGUAUGGAUUAAAUGUGUUAAUUUCGAUGGUGUUGAGUAUGUAAGCUCACUUUCCAACUUCCCCAGAACUGGAAGCCGUCAAGCCUGGGAAUCAACAUCGCUGUCCGCCAGCCAGUUUCUUUACAUCUCGAGUGACUACCUGGGGAUCAGACAGGUUAUCGCUGAUCCCUCCAGAGCCAAAUCAGAUACAAGCUGUCCAGAACAUUGGAAAACAGUACCAAUAGAUGGUCAAAUGCUCUUGUUCACUGGCGACGGACUGAAGUUGAGGGAACUAACGACUCCUUCGACUUACCCCCGAGUCGAAUGGCCUUAUCCUAUGACAUCAUUUGGGAUUGAGACCUUGUCGUUCUACUUCGCUGGUUGGGGUGAGGGGCAGACUGUGGCCAGAAUGAGAACACUGACUUUCAACGAGUCUGGAACAACAGGUUAUUCUGUUUGUUGGGCAGGUCAUGAAAUGGUCUCACUUCAUGCUCAUCAAAACAUCCGAUACUCGGAUAGUCAAGGUUCGCUGCGGAAUGAAGCACCACCGUCCAAAUACGAAGACCGAAGCCAUCUCAAAUGGACAUAUCACCCUGUCGAGCAGGAUGAAUACAUUCAACAAAUUUGGAUACGAGGGUCUGACAUGUACGACACGACAAAGUCUCUCCCAACUCAAAGUGAAGGGGGCUUAGGGUUUCAUAUUUCCACGCCGUGGGGCCUACAGACAUACAAGAGACCCAGUGACAUAGCUCUCGGGUUUGUGACCAGCAAAGGCAGGAAAAUAGUAGCAGGAAGUUUUCCUGAUCAUCACGGCGAACAUACACCUUUCUCUAAGCAUCGCGGGUGGCUCUUGGUAGCAAGGACAGAUACAGACGAUCCGAUCCGGAUUUUCUUCUCUCCUUCAACUCACGGAAUUCCUCUCAUCGCUGCGCCAGCAAUGCCAGCAGGCAGCAGAAUUACACCGGCACUGGUUCAAAUUCCGCUUAGUGCAAUGCCUCGUUUCAACCCUCUUCAUACUGUCCACUUUUCCUCGGCCUCACUAGAAAACGUGGUCAGCGUGAUAGUAUGCAGAAGCAAGAGCGAGAAGGACACGGCUGUCAUCCGAAACUUUGACUUGAAAAACGAAUGUAUGAACGAGACUAGAUACAAUAAGGUUACUGGUCUACUCUUGCAAUAUCCCAACGGGAGUCAAGCAAGUGUGGGGUGUUUCCGAUUCGACUGGAGUGAACCGCCGCUUGCGACGGGAAACUCGAGAGGAUUGUUUGUGGGAACUCGACCGGGAAAGAUAGCGCAGAUCCCGCCGCAUGUGGCGACUGUGGAUGUAAAGCCUUCAGAGACUGAAGACGAAUGGACGUGGAGAGAGCUGCCGUGGAAGGGAACUCUUGAGUGGUGGUUCAGCCCUCAAAGUCUUGACACAAGUAUCUCUCACGUAGCUUGA